CCCCGCUCCCCUCUCCUCUCUCGCCCCUGCUUGCCGCCGGUGAUGGCCACCUGGCGUGGCAGUGAUGAUGGCGGUGGCGGUGGUGCUGGCGAUGCAUCUGGUGGCAGUGGUGCUCCUGCAGAUCCAACAGAGGUUUGUGGCAGUUCAAACCCAUCUCAGGCUCCGCCUCUUCCACAGCCGCCGUCGCCGUCUUACUGUGCUGAGUACGCGGCGGCGAGGGCAUUCGCCAAGGCCGUGAAGGAAGAUCCAGAGGGGAGCCAUCACUACGCAUCCUCCUUCGGCGGUGUCUCAUUGAAUGAUGAAGUGUGGGAAGUCAGAUUCCAUUUCCAUGACAGAGAUAAUCUUGAAAGAAGCCUAAAUGUGGAUGAUAUCACAUUUUACAAUCUGAUUGCACUAAUAGAGCUUGAAGGAUAUGGGAUGACAGACUUUAUGUAUUAUGUCAGAGAUCCAGGUGUUGGGGUUUCAGGUAUGGAAGAACUGACAGAUGAUGAUAAGGUGGAGGAAAUGUUGGAUGACCUAGUUGUCAAAGGUCAGAAGGUGGUGAACAUAACAGUCAUCAGAAGUGAUGCUCCAAGACCUAGUGAUUUGAACAUUGGACCAGUUUGUGAGGAGCAGGUUCCAUUAUCUAAAAUAGGUGUGCCAGUGGUGUAUGAGAUAGAUACAGCAGGAGUACUGUUUCCUAGCCCAACAAAGCCACAACAAGUGCCAGUGCAGGUCAUUAACACACAGGAGAGUACAUUUUUGAAGCAGAAGUGUGCACCAGUAGCAGAAUUUGCAAUGGAGCAAGACCAAGAUCAAGAGCAAAUUGAGCAACUGAUGGAGCAGAAGAGGAAUGAAGAGAUUGAGAAGUUCAGGAAAAAGGGGAAAGAAAAAGAGAAAUACAAGGCAGCUAAAAGAAAACUUCCAGAGCUAAUGGCUGAAGAUUUCACUGAUAGUGACAGUGACACAGAUUUACUAGCAGAUGAGGAUAUAAUUGCUAGGCUUGAGGCGAUGAAGAAGCAUAGAGAUGAUCCACUUCAUCAUAUUGAAGGGGACACUGAUGAAGAUUGGUUUCCUUCAUUUGAUGAGGAGAGCAACCCUGGUGACCUAAGUGAGGAGGACAAUGAUGGGGCUCAAAUACCAUGUGUGAAGCUUCCAGCUGAUAGGAAGAGCAGGGCUAAAAAGAGGAAGCCUAGAGUUUGGUAUGAUGAGCAAAGGGAGAACCCAGAAGAGCAAUUUAUGAAGAAGCUUUGUUUCCUAGAUUUGACCCAGUUCAGGAGGGCACUUCUUAAUUUUCACAUCUCACAAAAUAGGAACCAUGCCUUCCACAGGAACUGUCCAGACAGGAUUAUAGCUGUCUGCAAAUUUGAGAAUUGUCCAUUUUUCAUUGCAGCUUCUCAGAUAGCACAUGAGAAGACAUUCUGUAUAAAGAAACUGAACUUGCACCACAGCUGCCCAGUAGUAGGAGAGAGCACAAAAGUUACUGCUAAGUGGUUGGCACAUGAAUGUGAGCAACAGUUGAGGACAGACCCCAACACACCUGUCCAGACUAUAAUUUCAAACUUGAAGCAAAAGCAUGGAAUAGAGGUAUCUAUACAUAUGGCCUAUAGGGCAAGAAAGCUAGCUAAAAAUGUAGUCCUAGGAGAUCAGAAGGCACAAUAUCAUAGGAUAAGGGAUUACCUAGAAGCUGUGCUAGAAACCAAUCCAGGAAGUAGAUGCAUUGUCACAACAAAGCACCUGAAACUACAUCCAAGCAAAAACCCAAGAUUCCAUGGCUUGUUCAUCUGCCUCAAUGCUUGCAAAGAGGGUUUCCUUAAUGGUUGCAGACCAUUCAUAGGUGUUGAUGGUUGCUUCAUAAAGUUGACAACAGGGCAGCAAAUCUUGGCUGCCACUGGAAGAGAUGGAAACAAUAACAUAUUUCCCAUUGCUUUUGCAAUAGUGGACAAGGAAAACACAGCAAGCUGGUCUUGGUUUCUUACUCAAUUAAAAUAUGCCAUUGGUGGUGAGUCAGGCAAGUUUGGCUACUACACUAUUAUAUCUGACAGGCAAAAGGGCCUUCUUACAGCCAUAAACAAUGUAUUCCCCAAUUGCAAACAAAGAUUCUGCCUUAGACAUAUUUAUCAGAACUUUCAAACUGCUGGUUUUAGAGGGGAAGAGUUGAAGAAAUACAUGUAUCAGGCAAGUUAUUCCUAUACUGAGCAUGGUUAUGUAACUGCAAUGGAAGGCAUGAAAAAGGAGUGUGAGCCAGCUUGGAAAUGGCUAUCUAGGAUACCAAAACAUACAUGGGCUAGGCAUGCCAUGGACAACAAUUGCAAAACUGACUUGGUAGUGAACAAUAUAAGUGAAGUUUUUAACAAGAUGAUACUUGAUGUCAGAGCCAAACCCAUUAGAACUAUGGUAGAUGGGAUCAGGACAAAGCUGUUAGUGAAGUUCAAUGCAAAUAGGACAAAGACUGAGACUGCUAAGUGGCAGAUAUGCCCAACAUAUGCUGAGAAGCUAGAGGAAGCAAAACAUCAUUCUAGGUUUUGUCAGUCUAUCAAAGCUGGACCUGAUCUCUUCCAGGUGACAAGUGGAGAAAGCACAUAUGCAGUUAACUUGUUGCUACAUACAUGUGGUUGUAGGAAGUGGUACAUGUGUGGAGUACCUUGCAAUCAUGGUGUUUCUGCAAUCAACAAGGCAAAACUACAGCCAGAAGAUUUUGUUCAUGAUUUCUUCAAGAAACCAAUGUAUAAGGCAGCUUAUAGUCCAAUAGUUUUCCCUGUGCCUGGGCCUGAUUUGUGGCCAAAGACUAGAACCCCUGACAUUGAACCACCAGUGUUCAAAGAAAAGCCAGGAAACAAAGAGACAAAGAGGAGAAAGAGCAAGUUUGAAAAGCCAGCUCCAAAGGAUACAUCUAGGAUGGCAACUAUCACUUGUAGCAAUUGCAAUAGGACUGGGCAUAGAUACACUAGUUGCAAGCAGGCUCUUAAACCAUCCCUAGCUAUGAGAAUGAACCAGCACCAGGAAAACAGGAGAGAUGAUACACCCAGAACUGUAUCUGCUCCUGGUCCCAUGCCACCAAGGAGAAGUGCUCCUUCUGCUCCUGCUGCUGCUCAAACUGCAGCUCCAGCUCCACCAGCUCCAAGGGCUCCAAGGGUAUCAAGGAGAGCUCCUUCUGCUCCUGCUUCAGCUCCCAGUGCACCAAGGAGAGCUCCUUCUGCUCCUGCUGCAGCUGCUGCUCCUCCUGCUACAAGGGCAACAAAGAAAGCUAAAACUACAAGGACUGCAACUUCUACUGCUGGUGCUGGUCCAAGUUCUACUGCUGGUGCUGGUCCAAGUUCCUCUACUGCUGCUGGGCCAAGAGGAAGAAACAAGUUCAUCCCCCCAAGAGUUGCAGGUAGUGGAAGAGUGAGGAAGCCAUCCUUUAAGAUGUCUGAGUGGUUCAACUAUUCUCAAGGGAGCAGGUGA
Aegilops tauschii subsp. strangulata is the source of this 3426-nucleotide messenger RNA. The record is from RefSeq and is a predicted model, not a curated record. NCBI's taxonomy places the organism in Eukaryota, Viridiplantae, Streptophyta, Magnoliopsida, Poales, Poaceae.